This is a messenger RNA of Ipomoea nil (Japanese morning glory), 744 nucleotides long. RefSeq lists its product as uncharacterized. Lineage: Eukaryota; Viridiplantae; Streptophyta; Magnoliopsida; Solanales; Convolvulaceae. Gene Ontology annotation, molecular function: zinc ion binding. The record is from RefSeq and is a predicted model, not a curated record. Bases 1 to 744 code for a protein of 247 amino acids. The transcript has 2 exons.
AUGAAAGUGGCAGGGUUUCAAGGCAGAGCACUGAAGGAUAGUCUGUGGGCUUGUGCUAGGGCAACAACUAAGACUUCAUUCAGUACUGCUUUAAGCAAAUUUAGGGAAUUAGAUGAAGAAGCAUAUCAAUGGUUAGGUGAUAAGGAUCCUAAGGAAUGGUCUAGAUCCCACUUCUCAACAGUUAGCCAUUCAGACAUGUUGGUGAACAAUAUUUGUGAGUCAUGGAAUUCAGCUUUACUUGGGGCAAGGGAGAAGCCUAUUAUUGACUGUCUUGAAACAAUUAGAAAAAUGUUAAUGGCCAAAUUCUUCGAACAAAGACAAAAGGCAGCUGGGUGGAACUCAGUUAUUUGUCCAAAAAUUGUUGGAAAAAUGAAGCAAAUUGAGAAGCAAGCUGCUAGAUAUUUGGCUACCCAGUGUGAUUUUUUUAAGUUUGAAGUCCAACAUCUGUAUGGAGACCAACAAGAGGUGGACUUGGAGAACAAAAAAUGCUCUUGUAGGAAGUGGGAUCUCACUGGCCUUCCAUGCAAGCAUGCUGUGUGUGCUAUUUGGAAAAAGAAUGGCAAUGGAGCAGUUUAUGACUUUGUACAUCCAUGUUACUCAAAGGAGACUUAUCUGAAAAUAUACAAGGCCUCAAUUAACCCUAUGGCUGGUCCAGAUGAGUGGCCAAUCAGUGCCCAAUCUCCUCUACUGCCCCCUAUCUAUUCUGCCAAGAAAGCAUAUACAAUUGCACUGCUCCCUUUGUAA